AUGGAUGCCGCCCCGACCGAUGAUCGUGAUUCGGCGACAUUUUCGAUCGAUUCGUCGGAUGGAACGCAAACCCACACCGUCGGCAAACUUCCUUCGGCGGAUGACACCAUUCUGCCGGCUUUCCGGCGUACGGCGGUGCAGAUCGUAUCGCAGUCCUUAUCGCCCCGCCGUAACCAUGAGAAAGCCACGGUUAAUAAUCACAACGCCGGUACGAUGCAAAUCACAAAGCUGGUGCUCAAAACACCACCUGGUAGCCCGAAACGACAACCGAAAGCACCGGGCAUCAUCAUUCAUUCGCUACAGACUCUGGCCGCGCCGGUUCUUUGCACCGGUCACGAUCAUGACACGGGCACCGAAACAACUACGAAACAUUCGAUCAAGAAUCACAACGUGCUAAUGGAAAAUCGAAACAUACCAGCGACGCACGAAGACACCAUUACCGCUCCGGCAUAUCGGAUCAUUCCGAUCGAUCCAUCAGGAGGGAAACACCGGAAAGAAGAACGCACGACGACUUCCGAAGCACAAGACUUGAUUCGGGAUAGCUUCAAGGAGAACAAAACACCUCCACCGUCACCGGCAGUCGUAGUCACACGGCUCACUGGCUCACUGGGAAGCACGGACUCGGAUAGCAGAAUCGCCGUCACGGAACAGAAAACACGACACCCACUGCCUACGACCAAUGCCCGUUCAACAGCCAACGAGUGUGCGAAAAAGAAGGAAAAAUCUUACGAUCCUGUACGGGCUCGCGAAUUCAUCCGCGAGCAACAGGCUAAACGACGCCUGGAGAAGAAAGACCCACCAGCGUCAGCGUCAGGUGGCCUGCCGAUGACCGAGAAGGAUCUUAUCAAACAGCGACUAGAAAACCUACGAAAAAGCUCACACACGCUGGUGAAGAAAAAUAUUCAAAAAGCACGAACACAGUCUGCUUCCUGCACCCCGAAAGACACAAGAGUUCAAGCGACUCCCAAACCUACAGGCAAAUCCCAGCCCGCUCAAACCGCUCCCAGACCAGCCGUAGCGAAACCACUGACGAUACGAAAGUUCUCCUCAACUCCUUCCCUGCGUCUAGUAAGUGUCGGCAGUGAACCAAAGGUGGAUGAAAAAAGUUCCCACAAAGCACCGACAAAGGCACCGCUACCGGUUGAAAACCGGACGGUUCCAGCGAGCGUUCUGAAACGUUCAUCGGUUAACAGUAAUUCCGUCGUACGGGAUCCGCUACGUGUUGGAAAGCUGCGCCCCAGUUCAGCCCAAACAUCAUCAUCUUCAGUUACGCUCACAAGUCGGCCAGCUACGGUGGGCCAGAAAAUUGGCAUCCUUCGCAAACCGGACAAUGUGCUCCUAGAAGACAUUCUUCCCUUCAGUCCGUUAAAAAAUCCUCAGACGCUUGCUCUGUUGGGACCUACAUCUAAUGCCUUUUCUACGCGACCAACGCCUACGACGAUGGUGAACGCUCAGCUAAUUGUUAUCAACGACGAAGACAGAGGUGGCGGGCAACCGCUUAACGAGGCGGAAAAAGAACUGAAGCUCAAAGUGCCAGACGUGACACUAGUGCCAGAGGUGACACUUCCUCCAGCACCGUCAUCAAUCGAAAGAGAAGAUGACAGAAGAAAAGUUGAUCCUUCGCAAGAACACGAUCUUCACCACUCCCAUCAUUCGAUCAAAAGUAUACCUCCGUGGCUGAAGCAAUCACUCCGGCAGCCAGAUCCCUAUCCGUUUAUCUUGGCCGUACGAAAGAAGCUGGAAGCGGUCCGCAAUGUGCGGGCAGAAGAGGAGGCGAAGAAUCGGACCAUGAAGCCGUCCACCGAAAAACAGGAAGAGCUCAACGCUCGUACCAAUGCCUACUUGGAUGUAAUUCAUGGCGUUCCCAAAAUCGGACAGAAACCAACAAAAGUUACGCCUGUUCCGAUGGCCAACAAUGAACCAUCGCUCAUUUCGACAAACAUUUCAGGAAACGGUGAGUUUAACACAUCAUCCGAAAUCAGCUCGAUUAAGUCGGACGUCGCACUGCCACUGCCACCGUUAUUUAGUAGCACCAAGAUUGAAAUGGUUCCGGCCCGAAUCGAUCACCAUCAUCCAACGACGGCAAACGCUCCUGUGAGUCCUCUUUCGGUCGAACAGAUUGCUAGUCUGAGAAUAAUUAGCACUCCGGUGGUAUCAGAUGUUUCCCGAUCACCGCCUCGCCAGGAGGACAAACAUGUAGAAGAGCGGGUGCGUCCUAUGCCGCCACCGCCUCAACCUUCUGGACUACCGGAGACGUCCGAUCGUACACAGCGCGAGCACGACUAUCAGCGAAUGUUGGAUGCGUUCAAUCGUAGCCUCACGCACGUAAUUGAAGUCAACCAGCAACUUUAUUCAGCCCUCCAGAAGCCACCACCACCGCAGCGCCCCGUAGCCAUGCCACAGGAAAUUCUUAAAAUUCGUGACGAAAUGACACAAACAUCAGCACCGCUGCCCGUGGUGUCGUCCGAGAUCGGAGGCACAUUGGCGGUACCACAAGCUCGUAAAGCACUCUCCAGUAUCACGGCGUUUCCAUCUCCGUCUGCCACGACAGCAUCACAUUACAGUGACGAUUUCGAGCCGCAAAGCCAAACCGGAUUGGAGACCCCGAAGAAAAAGUCCCCGACAAUGUCCUCCUUUUCAUCUCCAUCGUCAUCAUCACCAUCAUCGUCAGCAUCGAGCUCAUCCACUUCACCCACCGCUUCACCUACCGGUUCGGGUGAUGGGACAAGCUCCACUGCUUCGGCCACCUCUUCACAUAGUGUCACCGACCGUCAGGAAUCAGAUUCGAAACCAACAACGGCCAACAACAACACGAGUGACUUCGAUUCACGCUCGUCCGGUCACUCCGACAACAGCCACAAUAAUACGGCCAACAACAAUAUACCUCCGGUGGCGGAAGAAUAUCUUCCAUCGUUCGAGGAGAGUCUGCGCCGUGGGCAAAUGUCGGGCAGUCGGCAUAACCAGGACAACCGUGAUCGGGAUGCGAAACACACAAGCAGAAAGGAAGACUCUGGUUCCAAUGCCACCGGCGGUGAGAGUAGCAUUGGGGAGGAAAUUCACUCGAUCGCCAUCGAUGGCGAGGAGCGUUCGUUCUUCUUGAACCAUUCGGAAGAAGCAGCUGCACAAAAACUGAAGGAAAACUUCAUCCAGGGUGCGGCCAUUGUGAUGGAAAAACCAACACCUCCAGGAUUCAGGAAGGCAUCGAUGGGCGAUACGACGCUCGGGAGCGAUCUGUUGGCAACGAUCUUUAACCGAACCGAUCUGGAAGUAUCGAUUCUGUCCACGACGGUAUCGGAAACAAAUCUUAGCUACUCGUCGAUUGGAUGGUACGAUCAACUGAUCCACAGCGAGCGCAGCAGAGAGGAACAUUUAAUUUCGCGUGUCCAAUCGAAGCAGAAGGCACUACUUAACCGAGCCAAGGGACAGCUGGCGUGGUUGGAGCUACAGAAGCAACGUUACCGGGAGCGGGGCCAAACCGAACACAUUUCAGGCAUCAAAAAGAAGCAACGAGCCAUUCUGGUGCGGCUCGAGAAGGAUCGUGAAGAACUGAAUCGCACAAUCUCCAAAUCGUCCGCCGAUUCGACGAAUAAUACGACCCUGCGUUCCGGUCGAUCGCCGUUAACAGUUAAGAACAUGAACAGCAAACUCAGUUCGUACUGCUCUUCGCCCCCUGCGGUCGAUUCAACUUCACUGGCCCUUCGUAAAACAUCCAGCGGGUUGCAAUCGCAUCAUUAUCAUUCCCGCCCACCCGGAAGCAGUCCGCAGCGGAAGCGAAGAAUCGCGGGCACGACAACCACCAGCAACUCGAUACACAUUGCCAUCCGUGGCAGGGAGCUCGAACCAAACGAGCGCUUGGAAGACAUUCUCCUGCGACGAGAGGAGGAACUGCAAAAGCGCAAGGAUCACGUACGGAGGCUACUCGAGUGGCAUCGGAAGCUUGAACGCGAGGAAGCAGAUCUGCUGGCCGUGGAAGAGAAACUACGUGCGUACAAUGAUCGUAAGGUGCUUGGAAAGGGCGCACACCACAAAAGCAACCCAACUUCAAGCGGCCCAUCGAUCGAGGCGCGAAUGCGUAGCAUUGAGAAAAGUCUGGAAACGUUGCAUAGCAUUCCAUCGGUGCAGGUGAAUCGUAACCGAAUACCGGACCAGCCAGAACAGGGUGAGACGGAAGAAGAAGUAGUCAUGCUGGAAGGAAAAAAGUUGAACCAAUUGUGGCGUCGGUUGACGGGGUUAAAAACGCAACGGUACGAGAUCGAGCGAAGCUAUCCGGUCACUCGUUCAAUGCUGGAGGUCCUAUACGAGGAUGCAAAACGAUGGGUGAUGGAGAGCCUCCGUCCGGGACAGGAACAACGGAACGUUGCACUGCUCGACGAAUCGAACGCGACCAACAGCAGUCUUGGGACGAUCCACGCCGAGACGACAGCGAUCCUUAAUACCAGUGCGUUAGGAAACGUGUCCCCCCGCACGAUGGUUCCUGAUGAGAAUAGGCUUGGACGUGGAGAACCUCGUGAAGAAGUUGUCGAAUCUAAGCCGCAUUUUUCUCCUCCUCAAGUGGACGUGGGUGACGCUCAAUCUUCAUCGGAGAAAACAGAAACGACUGAGCACAAGAAUAUUCCCGAAGAGUCGCUCAGAGAGGACGAAGAGCUCCCCGCUGCAGAAGGUCAAAAGACCGCCGAGCUUCUUUCGUCUACAGUCAAAAGCUGGUCACCGGAGAGCCGGCGAAGCACCGGAUCGGUGGAGUUUCAUACGCUAGAAGAGACGGCCUAUCAAACAGCCGAUUUCGGUUCGCAGGAGGAAUCCCCCGGGGACGAUGCAGCCGUUCAGAGUGAAAGCUAUUCGACGACGUUCGAAGAGCGGUCGGUUGUUGAGGGUGAGCACACUCAACCGCUGCUCGAGGAUAUGUCGUUACCGCCGGCCCUGCUGAACGCGACAGCUUCGUUUCUUUUUUCAGAGGAAGAUCAACGACAAAGUAGUGAUCGGUCGAGUAGUGUGAUGUACGAACUACAAAGAAACCUGACGCAAGAGGAUAAUCUUAAGAUCGAUAGUGAACUGGAGCUGGUCACACAAAGUUUCCGCAGCAGUCUGAGCGAAUCGAUGGUGCAAUCGUUGGAGGAAGCCACCGGAAGCAGUGGCGAAUGCGUUUCGACCGCCACGACGCCUUCAACCGUCACACCUACGAUGGCCAUCGAAGCCAUCAACGAAGAAAUACUCGAACCGGAAACGGUAGAUGGGCUCGAAGAAAGGGAAGAGGAUGUCCCUGAGGAGGAGCAAGGGAUACAGACGUUCCGUGGCCGAUCAUCGCCUGUUUACGGCUCGUCCGCGUCGGAACUUGAGAAGCGUUUGAUUACGUUACACGAUGAGCUCGAAGAGUUGAGCGAAUCGUUCGAACGAACACCGUUGAUGCGAUCACCAACGACCCCGCCGCCUCCACAACCAGUACCAGCCCCGCCACUAACAACGUCCACGAUUGUGCAUAAAUUGGAGCAACAUGUCAGCUCAAGUGAAACGCCAACCUUCGAAGAGGACCGUUCCGAUGACGAUGACGAUGAUGAACAUGAUGAAAACGAAACAGAUGAAGAUAGUGAAGCGACACUAUCAGAGACCACAAAUCACCGCAAAGGGGAAGAUGGCACGAAUAAUUUUUUAGUGGUCAAUAAUGCGUCCCUCAUAACGAUUGGUCCCCAACCAGCCAAGAUGGAGGUUAUGGUUCGAUCGAAAACGUUGAUCCCAGAUCCGCCUCCCGUCCGAAUGCCGGACAUCAUUAACGAGGCGGAAGUGCUGCGGCGCCAAGAGCUUCGGAUCGAGCAGGAAAUAAAGGUGCUUGAGCAGCAGGUCGGGUUCUUUCGCGAGAUUCCCAAUAAACCUCCACCACCCUAUAUUCCACCGGCCAACGGAAGUCCGCUAGCGUUACUGUUCCCUCCGGAGACCCGCAUUGACGAGCUGAUCGAUGGACGACUCGAAGAGCUGUACCAUCAGCGAUUGCCGGCCGAACGGUUAUGCUCCGAUCACGUGACGAACGUGUACGAAAAGCUUACGCUCGACAUGUGCAACGAACUGUUCCGCGACCUGAGGCCCCCCGAACCGACCGUUUCUUUUCGCGCCCUGACCCACGAUAAGCGUCCUCUAGCAUUCUACAACCCCCCGGACAAACUCGGUUGUCUAAGGGAUUAUCUACGGCGCAAGGUCAAGCGGAUUCUUAACGAGGAACAGCAGCAGCAGCACCACCUGGUGCAAGCGCAGAACCCGCUGCAGUACCACCAGCAGCAGUGGCUCCAUCAUCUUCAGCACCACCAGCAGCACCACCUUCACCAUUACCACCAGAAUCAAGUACACCAACAACAGCAACAGCAGCAGCAACUUCUGCAUCAGUGCGCCACGGUUCCGCUGGUGUACGCAAACGGUGCGUGCGCAGGGAAGCGAAAGCGUGACCAGGUGGACGAGAUCCUUGCCGAGGAGAUGCACGACGACGAUGCACACUGGACGAACUUUGAUCGCGAAGAGGUCGAGGUGAAAGAUCGAAUCACGGACGAGCUGCUGAAGUCUUUGUUCGGGGAAGCACUGCGCGACAUGACCGAGGCGUAUCGUCGCAAACUGCAGCGGAAAGAGGAAGCUACUUCUGCACCGAAGGAAAGUGCCAUGUAA
This is a messenger RNA of Anopheles bellator, 6642 nucleotides long. RefSeq lists its product as uncharacterized. Bases 1 to 6642 code for a protein of 2213 amino acids. The record is from RefSeq and is a predicted model, not a curated record. NCBI's taxonomy places the organism in Eukaryota, Metazoa, Arthropoda, Insecta, Diptera, Culicidae. The transcript is spliced from 6 exons.